AUGGGAUUUUUCCUGCUGGAAGUGAAGGGUCCCAAAGAGCAGGAUCUUCCCAAGGUCAGAAAUCCGUAUCCAAGGAAAUCCAGAAUUCCUUGGGAUUGGGAGUCCCUAUCCAAGGAAAUCAAGAACUUUUUGGGAUUGGAAAUUCCUGUCAAAGGAGAGCAGGAACUUCCAAAGGUCAGAAAUCCCUAUCCGAGGAAAUCAGGAACUUUUUGGGAUUGGAAAUCCCUCUCCAGGAAAAGUGGAAGCUUCCCAAGGUCAGAAAUCCAUAUCCAAGGAAAUCAGGAAAUUUUUGGGAUUAAAAAUUCCUGUCCAAGAAGAGCAGGAACUUCCCAAGGUCAGAAACCCUAUCCAGGGAAACCAGGAAUUCCCUGGAAUUGGAAAUCCCUAUCUAGGGAAUGCAGGAGGUUCCAAAGGUCAGAAACCCUAUCCAGGGAAUUCAGGAACUUUUUGGGAUUGGGAAUCCCUGUCCAGGGAAAUCAGGAACAUUUUGGGACUGGGAAUCCCUAUCAGAGAUAUCAGGAAGUUUUUUGGAAUUGGAAAUCCUUCUUCAGGAAAAGUGAAAGCUUCCCAAGGUCAGAAAUCCCUAUCCAGGGAAUUCAGGAACUUUUUGGGAUUGGGAAUCCCUAUCUAGGGAAAGUGGGAGCUUCCCAAGGUCAGAAAUCUGGAUUGAAGGAAAUCCGGAGUUCCUUGGGAUUGGGAAUCCGUGUCCAGGGAAAUCAGGGAUGUUUUGGGAUUGGGAAUGUCUAUCCAGAGAUAUCAGGACCGUUUUGGGAUUGGAAAUCCCUACAGAGGAAAAACGGGACCUGCUUGGGGUUGGGAAUCCCAAACCAGAGGAGCUUUCCAGGCUCCCUUUUCCAGGGAAAUGGGAUCUGCCAGGCUGGGAAUCCCGGGAAAGCAGCACCAUCAGCCCCAUUCCUGCUGCUCAUCCAUGAAAAUUCCCAUUCCAAGCAGCGGGAACGGGGCUGAGCUCAUGGAAUUCCCACCCUGCAAACCCCAUUUGGGGCCGUUUUUUGGCCGGGCAGGACGGGAUCCAUCCCCUGGAGCAAUCCCACAUUCUCCCCUCCUCUUUUUCCCAGUUUUCCUUGGAUUUCUCCCCCAGUUCCCUCCUUUCCCCGCCCCACCAAGGCUGUAAAUUUCGGACGAGGCGUUAUCCCAAAUAAACUUUUUUUGGAAGGGA
Taeniopygia guttata (zebra finch) is the source of this 1177-nucleotide messenger RNA. The record is from RefSeq and is a predicted model, not a curated record. Lineage: Eukaryota; Metazoa; Chordata; Aves; Passeriformes; Estrildidae.